This is a messenger RNA of Gadus chalcogrammus (walleye pollock), 930 nucleotides long. It is a transcript of the gene mc2r, whose product is annotated as melanocortin 2 receptor. Gene Ontology annotation, cellular component: membrane. The record is from RefSeq and is a predicted model, not a curated record. The coding region runs from base 1 to 930 and encodes 309 amino acids. Gene Ontology annotation, biological process: G protein-coupled receptor signaling pathway. Gene Ontology annotation, molecular function: melanocortin receptor activity. Lineage: Eukaryota; Metazoa; Chordata; Actinopteri; Gadiformes; Gadidae. The transcript has 2 exons.
AUGAAUCACGCCACGGUAGCCACGAAGACCCUGUGGGCCAAUCAGUCCGACUGCCAAGAGGUCCAUCUGCCAGUGUCCCUCUUUUUCACCAUGGGGGUGGUGAGUCUGAUGGAGAACUUGCUGGUGGUGGUGGCCGUGGUGCACAACCGCAACCUCCACUCGCCCAUGUACUGCUUCAUCUGCAGCCUGGCGGCCUUCAACACCAUCGCCAGCCUCACCAAGACGGUGGAGAACAUGAUGCUGGUGUUUGCGGACGGAGGACUCGUCGACCAGCAGGGCUCCUCGGAGAGGAAGAUGGACGACGUGAUCGACUCCCUGCUGUGCAUGUCGUUUGUGGGCUCCAUCUUCAGCUUCCUGGCCAUCGCGCUGGACCGCUACCUCACUAUCUUCCACGCGCUCCGCUAUCACAACAUCAUGACUAUGCGGCGGGCGGCCGCCAUCUUGGCCUUCAUCUGGACGACGUGCGGCGUGUCGGCCAUGCUCAUGGUGCGCUUUUUCGACACUGCCUUCAUCAAGACCUUCUUCAUAGCCGUCUUCGCCAUCUCCUUGCUGCUCAUCAUCUUCCUCUACGUCUACAUGUUCUUGCUGGCGCGUAGCCACGCCAGAAAGAUCGCCGCUUACACCCCUAGCGUGAAGCGCCAGAGACACUGUUGGAGCGGCGGCAGCAUGAGAGGCGCGGUGACGCUCACCAUCCUGUUCGGGUCCUUCAUGGUGUGCUGGGCGCCGUUCUUCUUCCACCUCAUCCUCAUCAUGACGUGCCACGCCAACCCGUACUGCGAGUGCUACCGCUCGCUGUUCCAGCUGCACGUGGCGCUGCUGAUGAGCCACGCCCUCAUCGACCCCGCCAUCUAUGCCUUCCGCAGCGCCGAGCUCAGACACACCUUCCGGAAGAUGCUCUUCUGCUCGGAAUGGUGGUGGUGCUCCCAGUAG